GUUGUGAUUAUCAAGUUAUGUCAAUUAAUAUCCUUCUAGUUGGUGGUCGACUUGUAGCAGAGAGCUCACCCGUCUUAAUUUCCCAACUGACAAAUUUGAUAGCCUCGUUUUUUCUGCUUUAAUUAUUCUAUUAGGUUUCAGUUGUUUUUAGACACCGAUAUAUUUUUUGAAUUUUGGUUUUUUCCCCCUUCUGAAAACACUUCCGUAGACCAAUGGACCUGUGUGUGAAGAGGAGAUCGUACGACAUCGAUAGCCUUAUAGGAGCGGGGCGUUCGGACUGCAGGGCCAACGAAGGGAAGGCCGAAGACACAGAGGUACCUCAGAAUUUCAUAUCAAACACGUAUUCCCAGUCCCCGGAUGUAACAGUAAAUGGAAGUGAAGACACGACUGAUGUGAGCGACAUAAAAUACGAAAAACCCUCAAGCAGUGACGACGACACAACUAAAGAAGGAGACCACAUGUCAAGAAGAGUACAAAUAAAUGGUUCUCCUAUUGACUUCCGGUCCGCCGCGGAGCUUUAUGGUGACAGGGACCUGGAGGAUUAUGGGAAACGGAAACAGCGUCGGUACAGGACAACGUUCACUAGCUUUCAGCUAGAGGAAUUAGAAAGGGCGUUUCAGAAAACACAUUACCCGGAUGUUUUUAUGAGAGAAGAACUGGCAAUGAGAAUAGAUCUCACAGAGGCCAGGGUUCAGGUUUGGUUCCAAAAUCGCAGAGCAAAGUGGAGAAAGAAGGAGAAGGUUGGUCCUCAAUGUCACCCGUACAGUCCCUAUAUGGGAUAUCCAACCCCAGGCAUAGCUAUAGGACCCCGCCCAAUCGUCCCAUCUCCUCAAAGCUACACCGAUCUUCUAUUAAAAGCCUAUCACACUCAGAUGCAAAGUAGAAAUACACGCACAUUUGGACAGUUGCCUCAUGUUUCUAGUUUGUACGGAACACAGCAGUUGAUGUCGCCGGAUCUGUACAGUUUGGCCAUGCGUGGACUGAUGUACCCACCCAACUUAGUAAAGCUGUCGCCCCCUACGCCGGAUAUUUCAUUCCAGAAUCUUUUGGCAGAACUUAGCGUCAAAUCAAAGGCAAGUUCGGAGCGUUUGUCGUUUUCACCAGUUUUAGAGAACGAUAGAAACUCCAUAAUAGGGAAUCUGAGACAAAAGUGUGUCCGAGAGUCGGCUGACCGCCCUGAGGACAUAACUCGACCCUUGACCCCUUGAUGUAAGAGGUACAAGAUAAGACGGCAGUGCAAUAGUUUUCAAAUCAUUCUUUUAUCAUUGUUUUGAAAUAGUGCAUAUGAUUUUGAUUUACAUGUAAUAUGUUGUGCACAACAUGGGGUGUCGUAUUUGUUAUUUAUUAAAUAAAAUGAAAUUGGUAAAAUACCGGUAAAUGUUACUGACGUAAAUAUGAAAUAACUUUUUAUUACUGUUAAAAAUGUUGGAUUACUUUCCGAAUGUAUUCUCUCUCUCUCUCUCUCUCUCUCUCUCUCUUGUAUUACAUGUACUAGUUUCUAUUUAAGUACCAGUUGUUAUAAAAUGUUUGGCUCAUCCAUUGUUGAAAUGAAUAAAAUGAAAAUCAUGAAUAGUCAGCUUGAAUGCAUGUCGUCACCUCGUAGCGGAUCUUGUGCAGAGAAUAAUGAGAUUAUAAAACCCGAGCGGUCACUCUACACAUUUUCCCACCGGAUAAAUUUACGUCUCAAAAUUCAUUCAUUAUUUAUCAUAGGACAUAAAUUCAAAUUUAUUAAAUUGAUUUUAAUGGAAAUGAUUGUGAUAAAUUUGAUGCAGAGCCACUCCGUAUCUUGAACUGGUAACUUCCGGACUCCCAUAUGUGUCGUAAACAUCGGCCCGGACUAAUGGCAGGUGCCCGCGCUAAUUAAGGUAAAACUGGCCUUAUCACGGCCUUUUAUUCGCUGUCAGUGGACACCAUAUACUUUGUUCACUUAACAAAAUUUGAUUAAUUAUUAAUUGAAUUGAUUUUUCAUUACCUGAAAAAUUCGUGGUCACACCUGGCACUUGUCGAAUAUUAAAUUGUACAUUAUUUCAUAUGAAAAUAAACUUUUAUUCUCAUGAACGCCAGGGGGGAAAAAACCCGAUGACCACAUUGUCAGAAGCAAUAUAUCUACUCUGUGAUAUUGCAAAUGAUGUCUUGCAUUCAAUUUUACAGAUGCCCUAAUUCAUCCACUUACAAGUAAUAAUCACUGGGAAGUAUCGGAAAACAAUUGCUCAUUAAUUGAUAAAUUAACAGAGAAUUCCGCAGGCCACCGGAGGAUAUCCCGUCACAAGGCAGGUGUUCUCAGAAAGUGAAGAAUUUCUUCAUGUCGUAAUGAGCUAUUAAGAAAUAAUUGAAGACAAAUUUUCCAAUGUUUCAGCAUCACGAUUUCCGCCAUCUUCUACGUUCUCUUCAAUUAAGAAAUUAUAUUGAAUAAAAAAGCGGAUAUUAGGCUGUAAUUAUACCCUUGAGUGACGCGUGACUCUUAGGAUCAUCGGUGAAAACGACAAGGAUUUCUUUUUAGACGAUUAAUCUUAAGAGAAUUAACCGAAUUAUAAAUUUAGGUACUUAUAAUACUGUCAUAUCAUUAGAUCAUACAUUUUUUAAAACCGUUACUGCCCUUUUCUGUUCAACUUUGUAUUUGUUUAAAUCUUGUCUGUCUUCUUAAUAAGUAACAAUUUAUUUAUUAAUUUUUUCUCUCUCAUUAUAUAUAUAUAUAUAUAUAUAUAUACUUGUUUUUGUGUUUCUUCCACUUUCACUCAGACCUUGAUGUAGGGAGAGGGCUAAAAUAGGCUGUGCCUGCUGCCCAAUCCCUUUCACUUUGUGAAUAAAAUAUUGUUAAUAUCAUAUUGAUACUGUUCUUCUCCUGUUAUUUGUGAAAAGAUGUUUAUGACUUGUAUACAUGUAUUUGUAUAUCAAAUUCCUUCGAUUUCAACAUUGUCAAAGUGGAAUUUUUUUGCUGGUUUGGAAACACCGAAAAUAAAAUCUAUAUGCACGAUUGGCGCAAAAGCUGAGCUGUGUACAUACAUGUAUCAACCACGCAUAUAUAUAGUAAGAAGGAUGACCGAAACGUUAUCUUAACAUAAUUUCCUACAAAAAUUAACUCUACUUUCACACCCCUUAAACAUUUCAGAAAUUGCCCUUCUACUUAUCAUCUCCUAACGAAUCACAUACAACCCACCUACAUGUGGGACAGCAUGUUCUCCUAACGAUUGAAUUACCAUCUAAUCACACGCAUGGUACAGCAUACACGUAUCUUUAAGGUGGAAUGAUAAACCUGGUGAUUUCUCAUAUAUUUAUAAAAGCAUCGGUGAUAAUCCCAGACCACAUAUAUUUGUCGUUUGUUUUUCACAAUUUUUUAUUUAUUUUUAAAGAAAAUUGAAUUUCAUCAAUUUUCAAUUGCAUACUCCAGAACUUCUCAACGAUGUUUGAAAUAAAAUACAA
This is a messenger RNA of Ostrea edulis (European flat oyster), 3420 nucleotides long. RefSeq names its product homeobox protein aristaless-like. Bases 213 to 1208 code for a protein of 331 amino acids. The record is from RefSeq and is a predicted model, not a curated record. The transcript has 4 exons. Gene Ontology annotation, molecular function: DNA-binding transcription factor activity, RNA polymerase II-specific; RNA polymerase II transcription regulatory region sequence-specific DNA binding. Lineage: Eukaryota; Metazoa; Mollusca; Bivalvia; Ostreida; Ostreidae. Gene Ontology annotation, biological process: regulation of transcription by RNA polymerase II.